Lutzomyia longipalpis is the source of this 1814-nucleotide messenger RNA. RefSeq names its product drebrin-like protein (gene Abp1). The record is from RefSeq and is a predicted model, not a curated record. Gene Ontology annotation, biological process: positive regulation of axon extension; regulation of actin filament polymerization; postsynaptic actin cytoskeleton organization. Lineage: Eukaryota; Metazoa; Arthropoda; Insecta; Diptera; Psychodidae. The transcript is spliced from 5 exons. Gene Ontology annotation, molecular function: actin filament binding. The coding region runs from base 88 to 1464 and encodes 458 amino acids. Gene Ontology annotation, cellular component: cortical actin cytoskeleton; postsynaptic membrane; lamellipodium.
GCGGAUUUGACGUUUUGAUGGUCAUCGCGAUUUUUUUGGUUAAGUCCCCGCAGUUCCAAACUCUUGCCCCAUUUGCCAACAUUCCCAAUGACGGUGAAUCUGUCCAAGAACCGCGAGGCUAUCGUAGCAGCCUGGCAGGAUGUCCUGGACGACAAAACAGACACGGAUUGGGCGUUGUUCGGCUACGAGGGUCAGACGAAUGAUUUAAAAGUCGUGGGUACUGGCAAUGGGGGUAUCCAGGAGCUGAAUGAGGAUCUAAAUAGUGGGAAAAUCAUGUAUGCCUUCGUACGGGUGCAGGACCCUAAAACAUCCCUCUCCAAGAAUAUCCUCAUCAACUGGCAGGGUGAAGGUGCUCCGGUACUGCGCAAGGGAACAUGUGCCAAUCACACGAGAGAUGUUGCAAACCUUCUAAAGGGUGCUCAUCUCACAAUUAAUGCCCGGCUGGAAGAUGACGUCGAUGAGGAGAGAAUUCUGCAGAAGCUGAGCCUUGUGGGGUCGGCGUAUAGCUUCAAGGAACCCCGAAGGGUGGAAGAACCCCAACGUGGUCCCGUGGGCACCACAUAUACUCGUGUCAUUCCCGCCAAGGAGAUUAAUGCCGCGGAAAGAGAUAAUUUCUGGCGCCGCGAGGAGGAGGAGGAGAAGAAACGUGUUGAAGUGGAGCGUGAAAGGAAGCGUUUGGAGGUGCUCAAAGUGGAGGAGGAGCGUCGUCAGCGUGAAGAACGGGAGCACAGUGAGAGGGAAAAGAGGACUGUUAUGCCGGAGGCGAAGAGCCCCCCAACGUCUCCUGCUGCCGAAGCCGCCACAUUGAUUGCCUCCAAAUCUAGCCAACCGAUGGAAUCUCCCGUACGCACUCAAACAAGUGCGGAAAUGAUGAGGCAGCAACGGAAUCAGGAGGCACGGGAAUUGAUUGGAUCCCGUGUGGGGCAGGCAAAGGCAAUAUUCUCACAAAAUACGACGAAUGUUCCGGUUACAAAAGCAUCAGCUCCUGUGAAGCCUGCUCGAAAUUCCCUGGCACAGCGUAUAAAUUCCCUGAAUCAGCAACAGGAAGAGAGUGUGCCGGAAAAUUUGCCAACAAAUGGGCAGGCGGCAGUGCCACAGAAUCCACCACAUGGAUUCGAAGCGGAAGAAGAGCAAUUUAGCACAAUUAAGCGAUCACCCCAUACGAAAAGUGUGGAACAGACCCCCGUUGAGGAGGCCAAGCCCCUGCCAGCUGCAUCAUCAUCCCCCGUGGAGUCUCCCAAGGAAGACCAAGCCACCGUGGAGAGUAUCCUUACGGAUGCUGGGCUCCGUGCUGUGGCCCUGUAUGACUACCAAGCAGCCGAUGAGACGGAAAUUAAUUUCGAUCCCGGCGAUGUGAUCACACACAUUGAUCGCAUUGAUGAAGGAUGGUGGCAGGGGCUUGGUCCUGACGGCAGCUAUGGGCUCUUCCCGGCAAACUAUGUGCAGCUACUCGAAGAAAACUAAAUGCAAAGAAAAAAAUCCGUAGUGGUCGAUUUUUUACAACACGAAUUAAUAAUUAUAUAGGACAACAAUCACACUACACCCCUAAACUAGGGUCCCCCCUCAUCAGCUAAUCAAACAUUUUUAUCUCUUUUUUUAAGUACUUUUUACACAGUAUUUUUUUUUCUAAUUUUUAACACUGAAAGAAUUAUUUUCAUUUUUUUUUCAACUGCAAUUCGUUAAUAUUCGGCGCACAAAACUUGAUCAACUAUGUUUAUUGUAAUAAUGUUAUUGGCAAUCCCAAGUAUUCCUCGUCUAUAUAUUUAGAAAGAUUAUGUAUACAAUUAAAUAAAUGUGAAAACAUGCAAAAGAAA